CGCGAUGCAGCCGCCCCAAGGACGUGGCCAACGCGCACAUCGACGCGGGCAACACCACGCUGGUCAACACCCGCCUGCGCUACACCUGCAACCCGGGCUACAAGCGCAAAGCCGGCACCUCCAGCCUCAUCCAGAAAAUCGCCGCGACCAGCGAGCCCGACUGGACCCAGACCACGCUGCGGUGCAUCCGGGAUCCGGCGCUACCUCCGCUAACGCCCAGCCCUGAGCUCCCGACCGCGCUGCGCACCGAGAGGACGACUCAGAGGGAAACCAGCCUGAUCUCCAGCCCCUCUCCAGCAGCAACUCCCAGGCUGCCGGGAGCUGCCAGCCGGUCACCCGUGCCACCAGCACCUGAUAAGCCGUCGCCGGAGACAUCCACGCUGCCAGGGAUGUCCCCAUCACUGCCGACAUCCACACCGGGAGAGGGGACAACCCCGCUGUCCCCUGCCCCGGGGGACCACGCCACAGUUUCCAUCCAGACCUUGGCCCCUUCCAUUGGGCUCUCCGUGCUGGCGGUCGCCGGCAUCGUGGUCUGCUGCUGCUGGAGGAGGAGGAAAAUGCGCAUGGGGCAGGACUACGAGGUGGCGAUGACGGCCAUGCCCACGGGAGUGGCUCCUGCCACGGAGGACGAGGAGAUGUUGCCACCCGAUGUCUUCCCCACGGGCUGA
Molecule: messenger RNA, 668 nt
Organism: Eurypyga helias (sunbittern)
Lineage: Eukaryota; Metazoa; Chordata; Aves; Eurypygiformes; Eurypygidae
Gene: IL15RA
Product: interleukin 15 receptor, alpha
Biological process (GO): interleukin-15-mediated signaling pathway
Cellular component (GO): plasma membrane
Molecular function (GO): interleukin-15 receptor activity
Source: RefSeq, a predicted model, not a curated record